AUGGACAUCGAGCGCCCCUCUAACGUGACUCUUUUUGAUUUCGUGGGGGGGCUGCAGUUACUCCGAAACGGGAACAUUAGAACUGCUGUGCCCGUGAUCCUGAUCGGCGUGUGCAUUGCUGGAGCGCUGUGUAAUCUCCUAGUUUUGCUAGUUUUCAUCCGUGACUUCAGGAAAGGAAGAGGCUCCGAAGUGAAAGCGCUCCUUGCCUCUGUCGCAUGCACAGACUUGCUCAUCUUGCUGCUAUGCGCUCCGGUGCGCGCUGUCACUUACUACAAGCAGAUAUGGACUUUAGGGAGCUUCGUUUGCAGGACCGCGGACUGGCUUCAGCACUCGUGCAUAGUGGCCAAAACCCUGCUUUUAGCCGCGACCACAAGAUCCAAACACACUUUCAUGGAGAUAGGAGGAGGGGAUGACUUCCAAAGUGCCUCCUGGAUCCACGGAGCGCUUGUGUUUAUUUGGCUCGUCGCUAUGUUGUUUUCACUCCCGCAGCUUCUGUUCGCUUCUCUUGUGCCGUACAGCCUGGACGAGGUCGUGUGCGUCUCAGAGAUGUCGGUGUGUGCAUCCGAGUUCAUGCUCCUCUUCUACAAGAUCUACCCCACUGCGGUGUUCGUGGUGCCCAUCAUCUUUACGCUCGCCUAUCAUACCAAGACGCUGCAUGGUGCGGUCAAUAACGCGCCAAAUCCUCGCCACCAGAGCAAAGUUACACUCGUGUUGUUGUGUUUGAGUGGCGCACUGGGGCUCAUGCUUUUACCGGAGUGGGGGACUUUCACCUGGAUACGACUUGGCUUCAACAGACCACCAGUCGGGCUGUUAAUCUUCGCCGAUGUUUUGUUUUACACGUGUAGCGCUGUCUUCCCCGUGCUUCUCAUGACAAUGUAUGACGACGUGCGCCAGGGACUUGUAUUCCUGUGGUUCAUCGUCACCUGCAGACCCAGAAAGCACCCGCCAACUACUGCCUGCACUAUGUGCGUCAAACUGGAUGGAAACAGCGCCGAGGCGUGCGCAAAUGAAGUGGGCGCUCAAGCUAAAGACAAAACCUUCCCAGACGUGGAGCACUUUUGGACAGGACGCAGAAAUACGCACGUAGAAGAUGAGCACGAUCCAGUGCCGUGGGAAAGAGACGAGAAGAUGCUGCAGAGUGGAGAGCAAGUUAUUCAAAGUGACUUGAAAAACGAGUGCCCAUAA
Knipowitschia caucasica is the source of this 1185-nucleotide messenger RNA. Lineage: Eukaryota; Metazoa; Chordata; Actinopteri; Gobiiformes; Gobiidae. The record is from the annotation of a GenBank genome assembly.